AUGACAAGCGGUUUGUUUAUUAGUCUUGACUAAUAGAUUUGGUUUGUAAUAGUAAAUAACCACUGUACUCCAAAGUUAUUCCCUAUCUGUUCUAUUGAAAAUUAGUGCAUUGUUCUAUUCAUGCAUUUUGAAAUCCUCAACAACACAAUUUUAUCAUGUCCACUCGUGAAAUACUUACUCUACAGUUUGGUCACUAUUCCAACUAUGUAGGAGCACAUUUCUGGAAUAUACAGGAGCUAGGUUUUGACUACACUGGUACAGUAAAAGCGGACUGCAAUCAUGAUAUUUUAUAUCGUGAAGGAAAGACGUCGACUGGCGAAAUAACCUAUACUCCUCGUUUACUUUUGGCGGAUCUAAAAGGUUCCCUAAACACAUUGCCGGCCUCUGGGGGCUUAGAAGAAUGUCAUACAGAAGAGGAUCUUCCAUGGAAUAUUCUAGAAAAGAUUGAAGAACCAGCUGCUAGUAAAAAUGAGUUCCUACAGGAUAUUGACGGUGAAAACUCAUCAAAUAUAAAAAAUAAACAGUAUAAUUUGGAACAAGAUGUUAAAACUUGGACUGACUACUUGUAUCCUAGAUUCCAUGCCCGCACAGUAAAUAUUAUAAAAGAAUAUCAACAUGGAGAUAACAAUGAAAGCUUUGACUACAGUUGUUCUGGCAGAUCAAUAUGGAAAUCAAAUUUUGGAGAAACAUUUGCAGACAAAAUAAGGAAAUAUGUGGAGGAGUGUGACAGUAUGCAAGGAUUCCAUGUAAACUUUGAUUGCACUGAUGGUUUCUCAGGUCUUGCACUGGGAUGUAUUGAACACUUGUCUGAUGAAUACACUAAAAGCAUAGUAGCAUUCCCUAUCAUAGCAUCUCAUUUCUCAGAUAACAAUCCAUCAACUGAAGAAGAAAGAGAAAAGUCCACCUUGAAAGACUCUGUAAGACUUGUUAAUAUGGCACUAUCCAUUGAAGAGUUGUCACAAAAUGCCACCUUUUUUGUGCCUUUAUGUACUGGUGACAAAGGCUGGAGAAAACCAGGCAAUCCUAGGAAAUUUGACUUCAUUACCUAUGACCCAGAACAGUAUUACCAUUCCUCAGCAUUAAUUGCUUCUGCUAUUGAUACAUUAAGUCAAAAAUAUAGACAUAAUACUAAUGUUCAUACAAUAUCUGAUAUAUGUGCAGAUAUGACUGGUUAUGGAAGAAAAAUGGCUGCAGCAUCACUUGGAAUGCCAUUUGCUUUGAAUGAGUCAGAAUAUCUCAUAGAUUAUUUAAAUACUACCACAAAACCUCUAUACACAUCUAUUACACCAAGUUGCAAGAUAGCUACAGACAAAAUUUUCCAGCUCAUCACAAUAAGAGGCAUUCCAGAAUCCUAUUUAAAAGCACCCAUGAAAGAAGCUAAAGAACAAAUGAAUCUUGCUGCAUAUAGCUGUAGUAAUGUAAAAGAAAUGUUUGAAUUAUAUUUUCAAGCAAAUAACUUCCUUUCUGCAACAAAUGUUACAGUGUGUGAGAAACCACUGGAACUGAAAUCACCAUUUCCUAAUAUAUUCUCUAAUAUGCUAAAUAAAUAUGGGUUUGUUAAUAAUGAAAAUCAACCACAGAAAGUAGAAAGCUGUCCAGUGAUAGCAGGGUUUCACAAUGGUAAUUUUAUGGCAGACUUUAUUGAAAAAAUCCACCGGGAUGUAAGCAGGAUUAAAUUUGCAAAAUUGCAUAAAUUCAGAGAACAUGGUCUUGAAGAAGCUGAUUAUAAAGAAAGUUUAGAUAGGUUGUCAGAAUUCAAGGAUAACUAUGAAGACGAUUUUGAGCUUUAAAACUGUUUAUAUUUUUAUUCUU
Pararge aegeria (speckled wood butterfly) is the source of this 1812-nucleotide messenger RNA. RefSeq names its product protein misato (gene mst). The coding region runs from base 156 to 1790 and encodes 544 amino acids. Gene Ontology annotation, biological process: mitochondrion distribution. The transcript has 2 exons. The record is from RefSeq and is a predicted model, not a curated record. Gene Ontology annotation, cellular component: cytoplasm. NCBI's taxonomy places the organism in Eukaryota, Metazoa, Arthropoda, Insecta, Lepidoptera, Nymphalidae.